AUGACGGAGAAACAGAUAACUCCAUCCCCUCCAAGCGAUAGUGCGACCUCCAGGGUCACCAAUCUCACUAAAAUGGCCACCGAACAUAUUCGAUGCCCGCCUCCGGAGGCCGAUUCGCCUUACGAUAUUGUCCAUUUCCUUUGCGGCGAUAAGGAUAAACCAGAGUUGUCCGUGAUGUGCUACGACAAACGGUUCGAGAUACUAGCAUUAGCAAAAAUUCUUGACAGCUGUCCGUGUAUCAAAGCUGAUUUCUUGCGCCUAUUGGACGAUCUUUUAUCCAUGGAUGCUGACAACUUCGAAUUCAACCUCGACAACACGGAUACGAUGGAGGAGAUGUGCUACUAGAUGGCAGAGGCAUGCUUUUCGAUGCUCCGAUCUUUGGCGCCCUGUCUAACGGGCCUACGAGUGAUAACACUGGAGGAAUAUUACAACGCUCAGACAAUUCACUUGACCAUUCAGGUGAUUGAUGGGAAGUUGACUGGAACACAGUCACCGCACGAGCCACAAGACCUCAAGCCGCACAUCCAGCUUGCGGACGCUAUUAUGAGUGUCGAGGUCCGCUGUUUACCAUCCUUCCAGAGUGAGAUUGCCCUGGGAUACAGAGAAUAAACGACCCGCGCUACCGUCGAGAGUAUUUCUCGAUGACUGAGACAGGGAACUCUUCUUCAAGCCAUCUUACCGUGGGAGUUCAAAGCAUUUUGAAUGUGAAAUCAACAUCUUCCUCCGCCUGCAGAAAUCUGGACUUGGUCACCGCAUCCGAGCACCCAGUCUCCACGAUUUCGUUUCCUUAGGUAAAGACAACUCCGAAAUCUCUGGUAUUCUGCUCUCCUACGUCAAAUUUCACCAUACGCUGGCCAAUCCUAAAGUUUUAUUUGCAAGUCGUUCCCUUCGGGAACGGUGGGCCAGCCAACUGAAACUGAUGGUCAACGCACUCCAUCAAGCUGGCGUUGUCUGGGGGGGACAUAAAACCGGACAACUUCCUUUUGGAUACGGAAAACGAUUCGUGGAUUAUUGACUUUGGGGGGUUCUUAUACACCUGGCUGGGUGGAUGAAGAACUGGUGGAAACAGUUCAAGGAGAUAUCCAAAGUCUUGCGAGAAUUAUCGACUACCUGAAUGGACGAUAGUGAGAUCAUGAACACAUUUCUCAAGACCGC
This is a messenger RNA of Coccidioides immitis RS, 1155 nucleotides long. RefSeq lists its product as uncharacterized. The coding region runs from base 1 to 345 and encodes 114 amino acids. Lineage: Eukaryota; Fungi; Ascomycota; Eurotiomycetes; Onygenales; Onygenaceae. The record is from RefSeq and is a predicted model, not a curated record. The transcript has 2 exons.